Linum tenue is the source of this 1463-nucleotide messenger RNA. NCBI's taxonomy places the organism in Eukaryota, Viridiplantae, Streptophyta, Magnoliopsida, Malpighiales, Linaceae. The record is from the annotation of a GenBank genome assembly.
UAUAGUUUAUAUAUAUUGUUUUUUUAAAAAGUAGUUGUAGUACAGAUUUGGUAAGCGGCGACAUUUUCCGUGCCUGCCCCCUUCCUACUCCAGAGUCCAGCCGCCGGUUCGGCGAACGAGUCCGUUCCUUCCUCAACCAUGGUGGCUCAACGUCUAAGCAGCUCCUCUUCCUCGCGCCCGUCGGUCCUUCCGACGCCGAAUUCUGCCGCUGCUUAUUCGAGUUCCAAUCGGGUGCCCUUCAAUUUCAACUUCCUCCCUCAUCCUAUCCAUCCGAUUCGUCUCUGCAUCGGUUCCACCAACCACCGCCGCCUCUCCGUCAGUCGUCUGACGGCGUCGGCUCUCCCCUCCAUUGAUUCUGAUGACUCUGCCGGUGCUUCGGGGAAGAAGCCGUUGCUGGAAGUCAAAGAUUUGAAGGCCGUGAUUGCCGAGACGGGACAGGAGAUCCUCAAGGGCGUAAACCUAGUGGUGAAUGAGGGGGAGGUCCAUGCUAUAAUGGGCAAAAAUGGUUCUGGGAAAAGCACAUUCUCCAAGGUUCUUGUUGGCCAUCCACACUAUGAAGUUACUGGUGGAAGCGUUAUCUUUAAAGGCGAGAACUUGCUUGACAUGGAACCUGAGGAUAGGUCUCUUGCAGGGCUUUUUAUGAGCUUUCAGUCACCAGUUGAAAUCCCUGGUGUCAGCAAUAGUGACUUCCUAAAUAUGGCUUACAAUGCUCGAAGAAGAAAACUUGGUCUUCCUGAACUUGGACCAAUUGAGUUCUAUGCGUACCUGUUUCCCAAGCUUGAGCUUGUGAACAUGAAGAGUGAUUUUCUUAAUAGAAAUGUUAACGAAGGGUUCAGUGGUGGUGAAAGGAAGCGGAACGAGAUUUUACAGCUUGCGGUUUUGGAAGCAGAUUUAUCUGUCUUAGAUGAGAUUGAUUCUGGUCUGGAUGUUGAUGCUCUCCAAGAUGUCGCAAAAGCAGUAAAUGGACUCUUGACGCCUAAGAAGUCUGUUUUGAUGGUUACACAUUAUCGACGGCUUUUGGAAUUCAUCAAGCCUGCCUUCGUCCAUAUCAUGGAGGAUGGAAGGAUUAUUAAGACUGGGGAUAUUGAGAUAGUAAGUCUUCUUGAGAAGGAAGGUUAUAAAGCAAUGUCUACAUCCUGAACAAUUUGGUGAAGCAUCUAUCAUCCGCUUACAAGACUGGGGAUAUCAAAUUUUGAGUCAAACCCACCCUUUAAGAAAAGGGGGGGACUCAUAUUCUCCAAGAUUGGGUGAAGCACGAAGAAUCCGUCGUCCGGUAUCAUUCCUUUCUGUGUGUGUAUUGAGGUACAGUUCCUUCCAUGUAUAAGUGGCCACCCACUGUAGGCUUGUCGCUCGCUCUGCUCUCUCUUGAACUUCUCUGUUGAGCCAUUGUUUUGUAUAGAACGACAAAGCUUGUACUGUUUGCCCUUCUCACCUUAAAGCCACCCUUUUAUAACUCCUGUGAU